Triticum urartu is the source of this 593-nucleotide messenger RNA. The record is from RefSeq and is a predicted model, not a curated record. NCBI's taxonomy places the organism in Eukaryota, Viridiplantae, Streptophyta, Magnoliopsida, Poales, Poaceae.
UUUUUGAUGAGGUAGCCCAACACCAGUACAACGCAUUAGUCAGGAAAGGCAACUCAGUGAUCCCUUCAGCUCCAAUGAUGAACUUUGUGCGUGCCCAGAUCAAGAAAGCAGCUGAUGAGACCGAGACUAUUCUUGAAACAACCCCGGCUGGCAAAAGCGAUGGAGAAGGUGCACUUCGAGCAUUCAUCAAGCGCCAGGGCCAAAAGUUAAGGCGGCUAUCAAACCUUUUUGGUUGUCGUGACCCCGAGUAUGUAUCACCAGAACGGUCUAGGUCGGCGACACCAUCAGAUCCCGCUUCGGGCCAGAGCCAUGGUGAUCAUUUGGAGGAUGAGGAUGUGGGUGUGGUCACCCAAGAGGUUGCUGAUGAUGAUAUGACCUUGGGGACGUACCAGGUUAGGUCUGCAUACAUGCUAAAGCCUAGAAGGGAAUCAACAAGUACACACCUGAAGACUUCACCGAAAGAGGCAAAAGGACGGUCGGCACCUCGCGGAUGGCGGCUUUGGAUGACUAUUUGGAUGACGAUGUCGAUGACGUGGAGGAACCGGAGCCGGAGCGGGAGCGUGUUCCUCUUCCUAGGAAGGUCAAGAAGUUAG